Messenger RNA from Metarhizium album ARSEF 1941, 1389 nucleotides. RefSeq names its product Major facilitator superfamily domain, general substrate transporter. The record is from RefSeq and is a predicted model, not a curated record. Gene Ontology annotation, molecular function: transmembrane transporter activity. Gene Ontology annotation, biological process: transmembrane transport. The transcript has 2 exons. The coding region runs from base 1 to 1389 and encodes 462 amino acids. Gene Ontology annotation, cellular component: fungal-type vacuole membrane. Lineage: Eukaryota; Fungi; Ascomycota; Sordariomycetes; Hypocreales; Clavicipitaceae.
AUGGACCACCCCAAGGUCAUGGACGACGAAAAGCAGCUCUACGUUACUCGCACCAAGUCCGUCACGGGUAACAGUAGAUCGUCCCUAUCUUCAUACUCGUCACGCGUGUCAUCCGGCACCGCGCGCGAUGCUCGCAGCGGCCAUGGCGGCAGCGAGCAACAGAACCCGACAACGGCCCUGAAUUUCGACUUUGACCCUCCUGACGGCGGAUGGCGAGCGUGGUCCCAGGUGCUUGCCGCCAACCUCGCCAACGCGGUAUCCUGGGGCUACGCUGCCACAUUCGGGGUAUACCAGCUUUACUACGUUGACACGCUGGGCUUGGAGUCGUCAAAAGCAUCUUGGAUUGGGUCUGUUCAAGUCUUUCUUGCAUUUAUUGUCUGCGGCCCAUCCGGCCGCAUUGCCGACGCAGGCCACGCCCACGAGAUCAUCAUCGUGGGCUGUUUCUUUGUUGUACUAGGCUCUUAUAUGACUAGCUUCUGUUAUGAAUACUGGCAAAUUAUGCUCGCCCAAGGAAUCUGCACGGGCAUUGGGCUCGGUGUCAUCUCUACUCCCGCUGUUGCCAUAACCAGCUCGUACUUCAGCACACACAGGUCACUAGCUCUGUCCAUGUCCGCCAUGGGAACCUCGGCCGGCGGCGUCAUCUUCCCGGCCAUAGUGCAGUACCUGAUUCCGCAGAUAGGCUUUGGCUGGGCCACCCGAGUCGGAGCUCUCGUCGCGCUGGUACUCUGCAUAGGCGCCUGCGUGCUCCUGAAGCCGUACAUCCCGGGGCGGAAGACGGGCCCCUGGGUCGAGUGGGCGGCGUUCAAGGAGGUCCCCUACGCCUUGUUUGCCGUCGCCUCGUUUCUCAACUUUUACGGCAUGUACUUUGGCCUUUUUUACAUCAACAGCUUUGCGCGCAACGUCAUUGGGUUUUCGUCGGUCGAGUCGGUAAGCUUGCUGCUGAUUACGAAUUGCAUCGGUCUCCCGGUCCGCCCGGUGGUAGGGUACGUGGCCAACAGAUACCUCGGACCCAUCAAUGUCUUCAUGAUGGCCACCGCGUCUGUAGGGACCAUGCUCUUUGUCUGGACGACCAUCACCACACGGACGAGCAUGUACGUGUUCAGCGUCUUUUACGGCCUGGCUGUGAGUGCCAACCAGAGCACCUAUGUUCCGUCCCUGGCGAGCCUGACGCAGGAUCCGCAAAAGAUGGGCAUCCGGUUCGGCAUGGUCGAGACGCUGUGCGCCUUUUCCACGCUUGCCGGGCCUCCUACCGCCGGAGCAAUCAUUGACCGGACGGGCAGCUAUGCCCUGGCUCAGAUUUGGGGCGGAUCAGUCAUGUUGGCCGCCGCGUUGACUCUUGCGGCAUCGCGAAUAUCUAUAACCGGGUGGCAGUGGAAGGUCUUGAUAUGA